UUGACAUGCGUUAAGGCACACCGAUUGACGCACACAGUCAAUCAGAGCUCUCCUUCUAAGGGCAAUGCGAACUGUCCUUCUACUUAUGCAAACUGAGAUCCUACGCCCAUCGCGUUUUUGUCAUCUAUUGGCAUGCAUCUAUUGCUGCGUCACCUGCAUACCACUAUGCAAGUACAAGAAGCAGAAGCGCGCGAUCAGAAAUGUCCUGAUCUUCUGUUUUUCGACAAUCAUCACCGCGAAGGAGGAGCGUCACCCAGCAUAACGUUAUCAUAUAUUUCAUCAGAACCAUCAGAUCCAUCUCGCGAUCCUUACAACAACUUCAACAAAAACUAUGCUGGCGCAACCGCUGAUCGUGCAGCAGCCAAAGAAAACUACUUCAUCUUGUUGCGGUGGUGGGAGGAAAAGUGGGGGGGUCUCGUCUGCCAGUGCUCCGGGUUCUACCGGAGCAACGCCCGGCACAAGAACUUCGGCACCACGACCAACUGAAAAUCAGAUAACCUUAAGACGAUCCAUCUUUCUUUGGGAACAUUCUCCUAGAAACUGACGUUGGUUUUGAUGUUUCAAGUUGAAAAGACGAGUCCUCUCUCUCUCUGUCUGAUGAAUAGUUACAACAGUAGAAUAGUUGCCACAGGUUCCCUCGGGAAACCUCUAAGGAACCUGUUGUAGCUAUUUGGCGUUGAAGAUGGGAGAAUCGGGUCACCAGCUCUAAUAACGAGCAGCACCAUCUUCAUCCGCGGCAUCUGCUGCUCCUCUGAAGUGCCUAUGUUAAGGGUUACGGAAUUGCAUCCUUCACUACCAUUCUUGACUUAUAUUCCAAUAGGAAAGAAGUCCAGGAGGAUUAUCUGAAAAAAGUAAUUGCGCAACCCCUAACUAUGUGCAAGAGGAUCCUCUUCUCGGUGCCUGGAGUUGAAACCGUCGACGUCUCAGUGCCGCUGAAGGAGGCCUAUGUGCAGCACAAUGCGCUUUUAGCACCAGGGAAGGUGCUUGUGGACGCGUUGAACGAAGCGAGACUAGAAGCGAGCCUACAAAGGAAGAGGAAAUCUUGUUCCUCUUCUAGGUCAAGCAAGAAUCUUCCUCAAGGAUUAGAAGGAGGUGGAACAAAUCAACAUCAAGUGGGAGGAAGAUCAGGUUCAGGAGGAAGAUCAGGUUCAGGUGAUGAAGAUGAGGAGGAAGAAAACAUGGUGGUUGCCAUAUUUGGAGGUGGUUCUCAAAUAAGUGGCGGGUCUGAAGAUGACCAACACCAAGCAGGGCCUCGAGGACGCGCAGCCUCAAACGAUACCUCUCUUGUGUUUGUGAGCAGUCUAUUGACUCUUCUCACGACGAUCUAUAACUUCCUACGAUGGGGCGCCAGAGGCGCGCCUUUUAAGAUUCGACUCGCCACGGUUGUCUGGCUAGCGUGCACCGCUUUUCAGCCAUUGUUGGAACUGUUCUCCGAUGAAGGAGGACUCACGACCGCUCUAUUCAGCUUCCUGGUCGUCUUCCUCGUUCCAGGGGUCACUAUAGUGUAUAUUGGUGAGGAGGUGUUUCGGCGUGCGUGGCGAGCACAAACUGGUGUAGGAGGUAUGCACUUCUUGCUGUCCGUAAGCUCCCUUGGCUCACUUCUGCUAGGAGAGGCCGACGAUGCCGUCCUGUUGCUCGGGCUCUACCUGUUUUCCGACCAUCUGCAAACGAAAGUCGCGCAGACAGCUAGCCGCAUGUUGGAGGACAUUGAUCUCUCUGGAGGAGGUGCUGGGUCCUCAGGUGGAAAGGAUGGAGAAAACGGAAAAACGAGUUCGAGUAUUGGUAACGAUAUCAAGCCUGGUGACGUGAUUGCAGUGCGCAAGGGCAUGGCGGUCCCAUGCGAUGGCCGACUGGUUGGCGCAGACGGUAACACUGGCGGCGACAACAACAUCAAGUCACUGGUCGCGGUCGACGAGUCUCUCAUCAGUGGCGAAAUGCGACCCGUGAUGAAGAAAGAAGGGGACGCCUUGGUCGGAGGCUCGGUUAUCGUAUCUGGCAGUGCACGUAUGCGAGUCAUUAGUGUUACCACCGAGUCUCAGGCUGAGCGCAUUGUGCAGUCCGCGCGACGAGCCAUGUCUACGAAGCAGAAGUUGAGUCCCGCUCUAGAACGCUUUCUGGCAGUGUACACGAAGCUAGUAAUGUUCAUCGUCCUGGCAUUAGUGCUCGCAGCGGGAGUCGUUGCUGUACUGCCAGAAGGAUCUUCAGGAGGCUUCUUCUCUACCCUGUUGGGACCGAUUUUGCACUUCGAAGAACAAGACAGUUCCUCGAGCACUCUCUCAACUAAUAGUAUCUACACCUCUAAUGGAGGACAUGGAGAUGGAGCUUCAUCUUCAUCUACUUCUCCAACGAGUCCCCGCGAUCUUUUACUAUUAGCUUUGGUGCUCUUAGUUGGCGCCUGUCCGUGUGCCUUGGUGCUCGCAGGACCCUUGGCCUUUGUCUGCGGCACCGUGAGCGCAGGGAGACGCGAAAUCAUCAUCCGUGACCCUGAGUCUUUGCAGAAACUUGCUACUCUGCAACACCUAUUCCUCGACAAAACAGGAACGCUUACCCAAGGCCGCUUUCAGAUCUGCGACUUCACGAGCGACACCAUAGUUUCAACUUUUUCUUCUUCUUCCUCCACCAGCACAACCAUGAUGAGCGAAAAAGAACUUUUACUGCUCAUAUACGCCAUCGAAGUCGAGCAGUCCGCUGUCCAUCCGUUGGCACUAGCGCUAACGCAGUUCUGCAAGCGAAGACUAGCGCUUCUAGGCGUUGGAGAUCCCGAUCGGGAGAGCGCAUCCGCGUUUAGACUGCCGAGUCAGCUUGACGGCGAGAAUACAGGCGGCUUCUCCAUUGAACGAGGCAAGGGGCUCAUUGUCAGUGGUGCAGUAAGGCUCGGACACUGCAGUGAUUCUGCAACUACGCCUCCUACCUUGUGGUCUUCAGGUCAGAAACAAUCUUCAGCGGGAAGUCCGCGAGAAACCUUCUCGUUCCUGGAAGUCUGUAUCGGCAAUGACCGCAUGCGACAGGAACGACAAUGGACAGUGGCUGCUUUGAUCACCACAAGGACACCUUCUUCUACUACACGACCUGGUAACAAGAAUACUUUAUCUAGCAAGGCCAAGAGUACUUCUUCUAUUAGCUCCAACCUCUUCUAUGUCGCUGUCAAUGGCCGCAUUUUGGCGCAGUUUAGCGCUAUGGACCCCCUUAGAGCUGAAGCCCCAGUUGCGAUUCGAUCUAUGGUCCAUCGACUGAAUAUCAAAGCGACAAUGCUCACAGGGGACCAAUAUCCAGUUGCUGCAGGCAUAGCAAAGGAACUCUGCAACAAGGUACCAUAUAUAGUGUUAGUUUUUGUAGUUCCUAUUUUGCUAAUUCUAGUAUCCACCAACAUCAUGACAACUAAAACUAUGACAAUGACCUUGACCACACUCAAAGAAUACGAAUCUGUAGUUACUUUUUUCGAAACAUCAAUACACUAGUAUGACAAAACGAAAUUUCAGUCCGGAGUCGGUAUCAAUAUCUUCGCCGGUCUAUCACCAGAGGAGAAAGCCCUGAAUAUCAAGCGAGCUGCGACUGCACAGGAUGCGACCAGCACAACUGGACGAGCUAUAGCAGAACUAGCUAUCCUUGACCCUGAGGAUCCUGAGAACAUGAUCAUGAACAAAAAUUUGAGCAGCAGUACUCGUAGUAGUGGAAUGACCUCCUACAGUUCUGCUUUAAUAUCAGGCGGUCCGACUCCGACUCCUGUUACUACAACUGCAAUGGUCGGUGAUGGUAUUAACGAUGGUGUAGCGAUGGCUACGGCCAGUGUCUCGUUCAGCAUGGCUGCUGCUGGCACUGCUGUUGCUCUUCAGAGUUCUGACGUCGGACUGUUCGACAGCGAUCUUCGAAGCAUACCAUUUUUAAGGCUCCUUUCCGUUCUUGUAGUUCAUCUUAAGUAAGUAAAAGGAACAACCAUUAGUGUUAGUGUUGAUCACGUCAAUGAACUCCAAAGGAAAAUAAUACGACCUCUUUGCCUUUGGGCACGAUUGAAAGCACGAUUUCAUUUUCAAGGGGAAGACACGCCAAAGUAGAUGCGGCUCUUAAAGAUGAAGAACAAUGACUAAUAUGUCUAUGACGGGAUGAUCGGGAAGGCGAAGGUCCUCUAAUAUGUUGCGUUUAUCUCGCAAGAAAUACGCUCUCCACAUCUCGAUGGAACCUGUGGGUGUCUCUCGGCAGCAAGAUUCUACUCGUUGUACUGGUCGUUUUGCUGCCGGCUGUGAUGGGCUCAACAUCAGGAGGAUAUGCUCUCGAUCUUCAAGCGUCUUCAACCCCUCAGGAGGGCUCCACGUCAAGUGUCAACUCCAACUCCAUUCUGCUUUCGAUCUCCAUCUGGCUGGACUUUCUUACGCUGCUCUUCGUCCUGUUAAACAGUGCGCGAUUGCUGGCCUACGAGGGACCGCGAGAUCUGCUGAAAACGGAAGCGCUAGCCGGUGUCGACUACUGCGCAGCUACCGAAGAAAGCAAGACGCUCGUAAAACCAGCAAUAGCAUCGACCUAGGUCGUGGACUAGGAGGUGCAAAAGGCUUCAUCUAGUUGUUUAAUUGGUAGAAAUCGUCGUAAGGACAUGACGAUGAUAUUAAGGUCAACCACAAUGUUGAACCGACGUAGGUGUUAGUAGGCUAUAUAAUCCUCCCAUGAAGUUCAUGGGACGAGGAAUGGCAUGAACAGCACAUUGAUACUUUUAGCCAUAAAAACCCAUAAACAUCAACAUGAGAAGAACAGAAUUGCCUUUGCGCCAACCAGUCUGCGUCUCGUCGAAAGGCCGACACGCAUGCCUACUCAAUACAAACAACUACAACUACGACCACAAGCUACUUAGAACAAUCAUUUUUUCAUCUUCUCUGCUCGCAUUCCAACAAAGACUCGAAAUGCCAACAAAGACUCGAAAUCUAGUAAGUACAUUUAACGAUGUUCUGAUUGUUUUAACUUUAUCAAGUUAUCUCUAAUAUCAGAUUCAGAUACUAGUCUCUACGGGUGCUACGGACAGCACUAUCAGAGACGCGCAUCACAUGACAUGUUCCUCGUUUUUCGCAUAAUUUGUUUUUUUGUUUAAAUAAAAAGUAGGUGGAACAAAACGUGUGAAGUACAUGCGGGUGGCAUACCUUAAUUUGUACGCAGCUCAAAGUUAGCAAAACGAAAACAGGCAGAAGUUUCUCAUUAAUUCAGAGCCGCAGGACUAUUAGUGUCAUUCUCGUUUUCUUGUGCCAUGAUAAUAUUGCAACACCAGCUAACAAAAAGAAUAAAUCAGCAUCCUUCACCAGCACAACAAUAUUUGAAAUUCAUUAUCACGCGACUCAAGCUCAUUCUCAUAUCAUCUUAUUCCACGACCACUAGAAUAAAGGUUCUGACCUGUGCAUUUUUUGAUAUACAAUGUACCCCUCAUCUACGACCCGAAUCAUAGACAAAUGCUUAAUAUUGUGACCACAUCGUACCUUUGACGAACCUGGAAGGUACGAGGUGCACAAGUAGUACAUUUUUGCACACGCACGUACUCAUUGAUGGAGAUUGCAACACGUCUCGACAUCUAGGGGUCGUUGCAGCAGGUUCUCUCUCGUCGGGAUACUACAGCACUCGCAGUUUCAGAAAAGUAAGGAAGAAAUAGAAGAAAACCGCGUUAUGCC
This is a messenger RNA of Amoebophrya sp. A25, 5642 nucleotides long. Lineage: Eukaryota; Dinophyceae; Syndiniales; Amoebophryaceae. The record is from the annotation of a GenBank genome assembly.